Phialemonium atrogriseum is the source of this 984-nucleotide messenger RNA. RefSeq lists its product as uncharacterized. The transcript is spliced from 3 exons. The record is from RefSeq and is a predicted model, not a curated record. NCBI's taxonomy places the organism in Eukaryota, Fungi, Ascomycota, Sordariomycetes, Cephalothecales, Cephalothecaceae. The coding region runs from base 244 to 861 and encodes 205 amino acids.
CGACCCUCACUCUGCCCUCACUUUUUGUUCAUAUUAUCCUUAAAACAAGGCUUCACAGCUUCUGAGCCUUCUAGACAAGGCUCCCUAGUGAUGUAUCUCAUCAUGUACUCUUCGGCUUACCCACUAUGCACUAUCAAGUCUACCUAUAUUGCAUAUCACCUAGCAGUUCUGCCCCUACCUUCUCACAUCCUGUGCUUCCGAUAUUCUCGCCUCUUCUAGGCAUUGCAGAACACCUCUCUGACAAUGGCUUCACUCACUUCUUUCAAAGCUGUGAAUUCCCCCGGGCCUGAAACCUACGGCACCUCAUCAUCGUCUUCUUCGUCAUGCAAACCAGGGCUGCCUACCACAAUCGACAGCCUGCAAUCUGAGAAAACCUCCUCCUCAGAUGCCUCCGCCGACUUGCCAGCUUCUGGCAACGAUGCCUCCAAACCCAAAGCUGAACCUCGCACCACCCCCGACGCCGAGGCCGAUUUCCACGAUACCUGGGGCCAUCUGUUCCUCAGCGACGACGAGUUUGCUAGCUACUAUCCCGGGACACCUUCCGGUGCGUCAUCGGGAGGACGUUCAACCAAGACUAGCUCAUCCGAGGACGAGAAUGACAGGCAUGCCAGUGCCAGAGGCCAAGCCCACCACGUCGCUUUGACGACUGAGGAGCUGCGCAACUACAUAUCGCACCUGGAACGCAUGAAAGGAGAAAAGCAGGACCAGACCGCAGAGGCCGCAGAGGCUGUUGCAACAUGGGUGGCCGCAGUCAAUGCCAACGGAGCUGUGGCUGAUCCCCCAAGGGGCAAGCCCAAGGACAAGUCUGUUUACCCUUCGAGUGAUGGGGGCGAGAGACCCGCCAAGAGGCGGAUGCUCUAGGGGACUGAGGGUGUUUGCGGAGAAUAAAGGGAAACCUAUUUCGUGGAGUUUAGAUGGAGGGAUUGAACAUUUGGGAUUCUGGAUGGGGGUGGGGGGAAAGGGGCAUACGGUACAAGGCCUGGG